Molecule: messenger RNA, 162 nt
Organism: Rhizophagus irregularis DAOM 181602=DAOM 197198
Lineage: Eukaryota; Fungi; Glomeromycota; Glomeromycetes; Glomerales; Glomeraceae
Source: RefSeq, a predicted model, not a curated record
UAUAAUUGGUUAUUGAAAAAAAAAUUUCUUACCCGUAUGAAUUUUAGGAUGUGGGUUUUGUUUAACAUUAAUAAAAGUUGUUUGAUACUUAAUACAUACAUCAAUAAAAAAUUUAUUAUACGAACAAUAUCAUAUGAUUAUCUUUUUAAGGAAAUAAAAUAA